AUGGAUAAAUUACAGUAUCUUGGCUUAGAUCAACCAGCAAUUAACUGGUUUCAAUCUUAUCUCAGUGGUCGAAUGCAAAUGUGCAGUGUGAAUAGAGUUUUAUCAGAUGCACAAAUGCUUUCUUGUGGGGUCCCACAAGGAACUAUUUUAGGACCACGUCUAUUUCUAAUUUAUAUAAAUGAUUUACCAAGCUAUGUUACCCAUAGUUCCACGAGAAUGUUUGCGGAUGAUACAAACCUUAAUGUAUCAGAAUGUAGCAUUCCAGAAAUCAAAUCACUAUUAGAACGUCAUAUCCAGUGUGUUGUAGAAUGGCUAUGUGCAAACAAACUCACAUUGAAUGUCGUUAAAACUGAAAUUAUGAUGGUUGGCUCAAGACAAAGAUUAGCCACCCAUACUGAACAUUUUGACUUAACAAUUGAUGGAAUGGCUCUCUUGCAGGUACAUGAAGUUACGUGCUUGGGGCUCAAAAUCGAUGAAAACCAGGGGGCUUAUAUAGUAGGCGGUGCAACGCGCUGAUGUCGCGCUGAUCGAUGUGCGAUGCGGAAAAGGACUGGCACGAGCGUGCUUUUCGGCAAAAGUUGACAAGGAGCGUGAUUUUUCCUGCUGUUGUAUUUUCGCUGUUUUUUCAUUAACUACGAAAUUCUUGAGGAUGUUUUUGCACUGUAACGACGAAGUAGUAACUAGUGUAUCGUACGAAUGCUUGUUUGGCCUGUAUAGUUGAAUUUUGAAAGAAAUAUUGAGGAUAAUGAGUCGGGCUUUUGAUGACUUCAAUGAAGGGAAAUUUUCAAAACAGCAUUUGGGCAUGUUAUCAAGUCGUCCAAACUUCGAAAUUCAGUUGAUGGUAAAGAUUAUAAUUAUGUGCUUAUCUCCAAAAGUUUUCAUAAGACUCGGAGUUGAGCAAUUGAAUAUACAGCGUUGGAAAGUGAGGUAUUUUUGUGUGUUAAAUUUUGCCUCGUUAGACCAUUAUUUCGCUGCAAAAAAAUAAACAACAAUUGUAUUUUGGCCAUGUCAUGAUUUUUUGUUAUUAUGUUAAUAAUUUUGUACGACUUUUAAGGCAUUCAAUUGAAGUAAUUCUGAGCCGUAAACAUAUUUUACUUCUUGGCCUUUGAAUCAAAAUACGACUCGCUCGGACGUUUGUUGAGCGCAAUAGUCGAAAAAGUUUCGUCCCAACUUUGAUUUUUUUUGACCGGCUGGCCAAGACAACUUCUCGUAAGGAUUCGUUAAAAAAAUACAAAUUCAAGUUGAGCAUUUCUUGAUUUUCAACUGAAAAGAUCAACUAGUGGCUAAAAUUAAUUAUGAAUUGUAUUCUAUCGAACGUGAACGAUACGUGUACGUACGAAGAGUUUUAAAAACCUUUCACGUCAUGCUUCUUGCGAAAGCAACCGUUCGUAAGCUUUCGCAAGCGUUUUGAGCAAAAACUCUAAAAUAUUGGCAGUAUUACCUGAAAAUACAAUAGCAGAAUCUACUAAAUUAUCGUAUAACAUCGGAAUUUUACCCCCAAUAUCUAUUUCUUCAUCAAAACUUGACUACAAAACAGUCAAAACUUCCAGCUCAGUUUUCCCGCCAUAUUUAUCCUUGCCAUAAGACAACGUCGCCAUAGUAACCACAACAAACUCGUUACCAGUUCAUUGCAUCACACAUCGAUCGGCGCGCCUAUAGCCGUUUCACCGCCCUAUAUAUAAGCGCCUUGAAAAGGUCAUGUUCAAAACAUAAAAAAUAAAAUUAUAACAAUUAAUUUAAUUUACGCGUUAUGAAAAAGGCAAAACCAUAUUUGAGCCGGCAGCUUCUCAUUAACAUAUACUACACAAUAGUAAAACCUCACUUUGAUUAUUGCAGCACUGUGUGGGACAGUAUUGCUAUGACGUUAGCCGAUCAACUCCAAAAGUUACAAAAUCGUGCAGCUCGUAUCAUUACUGGAGCCCCAUACAGAGCCGUUCAUGCACACACGCGAUGUUUUUUCUGAUUUGGGUUGGUCAACUCUGGCACACAACCGCAAAGUUCAGAAAGCUAUAAUGAUGCACAAAAUUAUGAAUGGAGACUCUCCUUCAUAUUCAUCUGAAAUGUUUGAGAAGCAGUCUGGCUCAGCUACUUAUGACUUGAGGUCAUCUAAUUUAAAUGUUCAGAUACCUAAUGUUCGAACUGAAUGUUAUAAAAAAAGCUUUGCAGUUUCUGCGGCUUUCUUUUGGAACUCCUGACCAAAUGAACUUAAAGAGGAGAAAAGUUUAUCAAAAUUUAAGAUUUCACUGUAAAUAUACUUUGUAUCUAUAUUACAUAUUCACAUCUAUUAUAUUUGAUCUACAUAAAAAAAACCCGAAAAAAUGUAAAUAUAGUUCUGUUAAAACAUACACGGCUUCUAGAUAGACCAGACUUAAUAAUUUAACAUUUGUAAAUAUUAUUUCUGAUAAAACCACCGUGUUUAAAUAAAAAUUAUUUCAACAAAAAAUAAAAAGAAUUAUAAAAAUAAAAAUUAUUGGCGCUCAAACCAAAUGAGCUGCAGAGUCCAGUACCAUUAUUAUGUGACAUAACGAACCCUUAAUGAAAAAUAUUCGAAUGGAAAUGUCGUGGUAUGGUUGAUGUCUCAACAUUCCAAAGAUACAUUAAGAGGAAGAACAGUUUAAACUAAACCGAUAAAACAAUUCAAUAUAACCAAGAAGUUAGCUUAAUCAAAUUAUGCUUUUAUAUCCUCUACACCAUUAAGCAAAUAAACAAAAGAAUCAGUGAUUUUUACUGGUUUAUUGGAAAUAUGGUUCAAAUACCUUACCUUAAAACUUCUGACUAAAGUUUACACGAUGUUACAAUGUGGUCUUGCUAAUAUUCACAAAAUUACUUCUUACUAUUUAUACUAAUAGGUCACUAAACAUUGUUGUUUACCAACUACAAAAUACAGAUUCACUCGAACAAUAUCAAGUUUACUGUCACAUGACUGAAUUAUCUGGAUGUGGCCAAGGAGGUUGGACAUUAGUGAUGAAAAUGGAUGCGAACAAGGGACGAAUAAUCUUUGCCUAACAUAAUCUCUUUGAAUGUUUAAACAUGACAAGAAAUAAUAUAGAAAAAAUGAGUACACCUUUUGCUUUGCAGAAUGAAUUCAACUACAACUCUUCUUUUUGGACAAACAGAGAAACCUACGCAGUUGAAAAUGGACUUGAAGGUUUGAACGAAAAUCAGGCAAAACUUGCUUCUUACUGGAACACACCAUUUAACAAAAUAUGCCUCGGAAUGAAAGUCAAUGGUGCUACAAAAUGGAUAGCGUUAAACUACACCACAAACUCUUUACACAGUGUGAUCGAAGACGGGACUUUUGAAGGAACAACUUUUGGAAAGGAAGCAUGGAAGUCUCUCAUCAAUCAAUGGUUCGUUGGUCUGGUGGCAAAUUGA
Molecule: messenger RNA, 3375 nt
Organism: Paramuricea clavata
Lineage: Eukaryota; Metazoa; Cnidaria; Anthozoa; Malacalcyonacea; Plexauridae
Source: the annotation of a GenBank genome assembly